GUUGCAGUCUUUCCGCGUCUGUCCGGAAGGAACACUCAAUUCCGUCUUCGGAAAGAAAAAACACGCAGACAAGUGAGAGCAAGAAUCAAUCGAGGGGACCGAAAAAAAAAACUCCACGCUGCAAAACUCUUCCCAGCAGGACGCGAUCAGAGUCGGUAAUACUAGGCAAAAGCUUUUCGCAUCCUCUCUCCGCAUCGUCUAUCGAUCGCAACACAACUGCAGAAAGGUUCUAGUUUCCGCUCUGCAAUCAAUGAUCAAGAUUUCGUGAAACCUUUGUUCGCGAGUCUCCAAUCCCUAUCUCUCCCUCACCUUCACCCCUCCUACUGUUUGACAUCCUCCCCGCGUCACGAUGGAUCCCAGAUCUCAUCCGUCACGGCCCCCAUCCACCAGCCUGCCCCAGGGCUCCACGCCUCUUUCCUCGACACCUAUCUCGAGCAUGCCAAUGCCUCAGUACGCCAUGCAGCAUCAGUACCCAGUGUCCCAGGCGCAUACUCUUCCCCCGCUCCAACCUCAUCACUCCCAGUCUCCUGCCCCUCACUACAUGGGCCAGCCUUACAGACCGGACCUCUCGAGAUAUCCUGCGUCCACUCACGAUGUCUACGCGACUUCUGCGGCUCCCAUAAUGCCCCAUACAACCGUGGGUAGCCUGCCCCCGUCUUCGUUCCUCUCCCAUCCCAACCCGCAGGCCCAACCCCAGCCGUCGCAACCUUACCCUCCUCCACACAGCGUGCUCCCGCCUGCGUCGAGCGCUCAGUCCUAUCCUCAGCCAAUUGCGCCGGCCCCGCCCCGUGACCGUCGCUCAGACUAUUCCGCGCUCCCGUCUGGUGCUUUCAGCUAUUCGGAUGCUAAGGGCUCGCCUUGGAUGAAUCAGGAUCCGGUGGCCGGUCCUAACGGUGCUGCGCCUUAUGCCGCGAAGGAGCCUCCUCGCACUCAGGUUGUUGGCUCUCAAGGCCGUCGUGGUAUUCUCCCGAGCGUUCCGGGACGCGCGACUCCGGUCACCAACGGCGUCAAUGGAACUGCCAAGAACACUACAAUCCCCGCCAAGGAUGCUGAUGGAAAAUUUCCGUGCCCGCACUGCAACAAGACGUAUCUUCAUGCUAAGCACCUGAAGCGUCAUCUGCUCAGACACACGGGUGAUCGCCCUUACAUGUGUGUUCUUUGCAAAGACACUUUCUCCCGAAGUGAUAUUCUGAAACGCCACUUCCAGAAGUGCUCGCUGAGACGUGGUAACCCCACGGGAGCGACUCAUUUGUCGCAUCCCCAGGCGCAUUUGAAGAGAUCCCAAGCCGCGGCAAACGCUGUCAAACCUGUUCAGGAGGAAGUCAACAGUCCCAUCCCGCCCCCCAACGGUCUUCCGGGUGGGACAUAUCCUGAAGGGGCUGUCAACGGGAAUGGAAUGGCUCCCGCCCGUCCAGGUUACACUGAGCAGCAGCCCAUGGGUUUCUCCAUGUCGUCUGUGAAUGGGAUGAACCGCGGUCCUCCCGAAGACGCCUACCCCGCUGGUCAGCCUCAACAGAGAGGGCCCUGGCUUGCCGCUCCUAAGCAGAGCCCGUACCUUGUUCAGCCUGGAGCUGAUGCAUCUGGCCAGCAGCUGAAUGUUGACCGUCCUCCCCUUGAGCAGGUAAAGCCCCCGAUUGUUCAAGAUCCUAAGCGCCCUGUCAUGCCUGGCCCUACCCCCAAUCAUGCUGGCGAAAUUGACUGGACUUCGAUGUUUCAGCCCGGAGGUUCCGACGGUUACAUCAACCAAGUCUUCCCUCAACAUACCAUGGCCGCGGGCCAGGAGCCCAUCCACGCUCACGUCGAUGCCGAGCGCAAGUUCUACCCUACCACCACCGCUGCUGGUCCCCAAGAAGGUGGCAUGAACGGACUUUAUCUGGCCUCGACCAUGAGUGGCGACGGUACGGUUCAACCUGCCCGCCAGUAGUUGCGAGUAAAAGAGGGUCGAUGUCUGUCUCUUGACCACGCUGAGCUCAACAAUCAACAAUUGGCGCGAAAAGUCUCUCAGACUCAAAGUACGAUAUCACACUGUCUCCCAUC
This is a messenger RNA of Aspergillus saccharolyticus JOP 1030-1, 2037 nucleotides long. Its product is annotated as C2H2-type zinc finger protein. Gene Ontology annotation, cellular component: chromatin. Gene Ontology annotation, molecular function: RNA polymerase II cis-regulatory region sequence-specific DNA binding; DNA-binding transcription factor activity, RNA polymerase II-specific. Gene Ontology annotation, biological process: regulation of transcription by RNA polymerase II. The record is from RefSeq and is a predicted model, not a curated record. The transcript has 3 exons. The coding region runs from base 350 to 1924 and encodes 524 amino acids. Lineage: Eukaryota; Fungi; Ascomycota; Eurotiomycetes; Eurotiales; Aspergillaceae.